This is a messenger RNA of Portunus trituberculatus (swimming crab), 3557 nucleotides long. Its product is annotated as ankyrin repeat domain-containing protein 40-like. The record is from RefSeq and is a predicted model, not a curated record. The coding region runs from base 213 to 1091 and encodes 292 amino acids. Gene Ontology annotation, molecular function: protein binding. The transcript has 7 exons. Lineage: Eukaryota; Metazoa; Arthropoda; Malacostraca; Decapoda; Portunidae.
AGGUAAACAUUGGCACUGGACACUGGCACUGCUGCUGCUUGGCUGGCUUGCUUCAUUGUUACUGGUACAGUAUUUGGUGAAGCUACAUUAGAAAAUCACACUAGUGACAUUCAAGUUUUAUUUUGCAAAGUUGUCCUCCAAGGCAGUCAUCUGCUGCCAUCCACUUGGGGGAAAUUCAUAAACAGGCAAUAGAAGUUACAGCCAUAUUUAAGAUGGAUGUUCAAAAGCAACAAGAAGAAAAGUUCAGAGAGGCUUGUUGCUUCGGUGACACUGAUGCUAUCAUGGCAUUGAUCUCAAGAGGUGUCAAUGUUAACAGUCAACAUGAAAUUAAUGGCUGGACUGGACUACACUGGGCUUGCAAAAGAGGGAAUACUGAGAUCAUUCAGUUGUUGAUGUCCAAUGGUGCUGAUGCAGAGAUUGAGAACAACCAAGCACAAAAACCAGCUAAUUUAACUACCAGUGCACAAAUACUACAACUCAUAGGUGCUGAGAUCCCACCAGCAAGUGAAAGAACAGUAACAAACACGGACUCUCUUCCAAUAACACCUAACUAUCUAGCAAAUCCUCCUGUUGACUACAAAGUACCUCCUGUAAAUCCAGUUGGUAUGAAGAACCCCUUUGGAAAACCUUUGGCAAAUGGAAUUGAAACUGCAGAUUCCUGCACUGUUUCACAAUAUGGAAAUGGUGUGGCUGUACAUCCCUCCACUCAAGCUCCUGGCUCUAACUAUCUGCAAGAUUCUUUGGCUAGACAAAACAAAGAAAUUGUGCUCAAAGUGCGACUUGCACAUUCAGAUGAUCCAGAUUUUAUUGAGAUUGAAUUUCAAAAAGCACAAAUCAACUAUAGUUCCUUGCUGACAACUUGCUGCAGAGAAAUGGCUGUAAAUCCUCAAUUGGUGGAAAGGAUAAGAAAGCUACCAAAUACUCGCCUUCGCAAUGACAAAGAUGUUCAACGCCUUACUGAUUACACUGAGCUGGAACUGGUAAUGAAGGGUCAGAGUCGUCCUCCUGUUGUACGAAGUGACACACAAUCCACCUCAAAAAAUAAUUACAGCUCAAUUCAUGGAUUCAAAAAUCAGACCAUAUUGUAUUAGGUGAAUACUUUAGUAUGGUACUUACUUUGCAUAUAAAACUGUAGUUUCACACUGAGAAUGGAAAGCAUUACUUCAUGUGUGUGUGUGUGUGUGUGUGUGUGUGUGUGUGUUUGUGUUUGUGUUUGUUGUUUGUUAGUUUGUUUACCUAGUUGCAUCCAGUACUUGACCUACAUAUAUGUGGUCCUGUCUUUUUAUAUGUGUUUAUGAGGUCCUUUAAUAUUGUGAUAUUUGCUUGCAUUUAAUUAAAUGUCAUUUCCCAUUAUGAAUUGCAUCCAUAUAUUUUCCUUGUAAUAAUUCUAUAGGACUUUUAGUCCUUGUGGCUUUUGCCUUUCUUAAUUUUGUACUGUAUAUUGUUAAAAUUUAUAACUUCAUAUCUACGAGUAUAGGAUAUGUGUCAUGAAAGGUGUUUAAUAAAAAAUUGUGAGACAUUGUAUACCAAUGCACCACACACAUUGUUUGUGAUGUGCUUGAAAUUUUGUUUUUAGGUCUUGUUCUUCAAGUACAUGAUGUCAAAACUGAAAGCUUCCACUUGAAACUUGAUUUCAUGGAAGAGGAAGAACUUUUAGAAAGUCAAGCCAGAUGUAUAAGGAAAAUGGGGACCAACUAUCAAGUUAUCAUGGAUGAAAUGCCUUCUUUUCAACACAGUGGCAUUGAUUGUUAUCAUGAUAGAUUGAGAAGCCUUUACAUGAUGGCAAUUAUAUGAUGCUUGUUCUAAUUGGACUAAGGAUUGCAUGAAUUGUUCCCAAAGACUGUUGGCAAAUUCUUGAUGAUCCCAGGAUACUGAUAAUCAAGUUUAUUUUAUAUUUUAUUUUAUUUAUUGCUUAAUUGUUUAAUUUCUUUAUUUAUUUUUUAUCUUGUUUAUUUAUUUCAAUUAUUUUUUUUAUCCUUUAUUGUUAUUAUUUUUAUUUAUUUAUUUUCUUUUUCCUUAUAUAUUUUUCAAUUUUUUUUUGAAGGAUUACCAUAACUUCUCUUCAUUCUGCCAUGACAAUAUGUUCUUUUGGAAUUGAGUUAUGUUUAGGGCACCAUCUCUGCUGACAUGCUUUAUCAUUUUAUGGAUCUCCCAACAUUUAGUUCCUGCAUUUGAGAUGUCAAGCAACAGAGGGACCUAUGCACCAAAGAUUGUUCUGCUGAAAUACAGAUACCAUCUGAAAUAUGUAGAAACCUACCUUUUUGACCUCCUUUAUUAAAAACUUAACUGAUGACAAGGCUGAUGAUUUUAUUUAUUUAUUUUUUUUAUUUAUUUAUUUAUUUUAUAUAUUUAUUAUUUUUUUCUAUCCCAUGUUUAUGUUCCUCUUCCCUAGUUUUUCACACCACUGCUCUCAUUUCUUUUCUAGUAUGUGUAUUUACCUAGUUUUAUUGUACAGGGUUCGAGCGGGGCUCAUAGUGUCCUGUCUACAUGUCUUCAUUUAUCCAAUAUUUCUUUUAAAGUUAUGCAUAAUAUGUGUUAUAACAACUUUAUCACUUAAUGCAUUCCACUUUUCCACUGUUCUAUGUGGAAAACUGUAUUUUUCAAUAUCCUUUACACACUGCCUCAUUCUAAUCUUCUUUACAUGUCCUCUUGUCCUUCCAGCUUCUUCUGUCACCAACACCAGGUCUUCCUUGUCAAUCUUUUCAGUGCCAUUUCGUAAGGUUGGCAGUUCCAUUCCCUUCAGCCUUUCCUUGUAUGUUAGGUCCUUUAGUUCCAGCACCAUCUUUGUAGCUAUCUUCUCAAUACAUUCUAAUUUUGUAUCUUUUUUUAAGCUUGGUAACCACACCACUGCUGCAUAUUCCAUAUUUCAUCAUAUCUUUGUCCAUGUAUUGAAAUGCACUCUAAUAUUAGUCAAUAUUUUAUAUGCUAAUCCAAAUAUCUUACUUAUGUGUUUUUCAGGGUUCAGAUUUUCUUGUAUAACCACUCCCAAAUCUUUUUCCUCUUUAGUCUUCAUUAUCUGUUCCUCUCCCAUCAGAUAGUUCCAUACCAGUCUUCUCUUACUCUUUCCUAGAAAAACUUGGGUUCCUCUUUGCUUUUUUGCUCCACAUCUUUCUCAAAGUUUCUUUCUUCCUCUCUCCUAACUCUAAUAUAUUAAUUUCUCGCAUUCUUGUACUGCUGUCGGUUGUUUUCAUUUCUCUGUUUUUUUAGUUUCUUCCAAGCUUUAUUUUUUUCCCUAUUAACUUCUAUACAUCUGGCAUUGUACCAAUCAUGUAUACUUUUCUUUACUCUAUAUUUCUUCACUCCUUUGUUAUAUUUCUGUAGGAAUGUUUCAUAUUUUCCCUGUAUUGUCCUUUCUGUUUCUUUCUGUUUCUGUUGUUUUCUGUUUCUCGUGCGUGUGUGUGUUUAUAAAUGCUCUUGUAAUGGUAUCUAUGAUUAGUUAAAAGACCAAAGAACUAUGCUUUAUAUGAAAUAGCUAUCUAUUUAAUGCAUGAUAUGUUCAUUUCCCUCAUGUUUUCUUUUUUUUUCUCUUUUUUCCAAUAUAUAUGCAAGUUGUUUGU